Sinocyclocheilus anshuiensis is the source of this 1738-nucleotide messenger RNA. Its product is annotated as rab GTPase-binding effector protein 2-like. NCBI's taxonomy places the organism in Eukaryota, Metazoa, Chordata, Actinopteri, Cypriniformes, Cyprinidae. Gene Ontology annotation, molecular function: GTPase activator activity; growth factor activity. Gene Ontology annotation, cellular component: intracellular membrane-bounded organelle. The coding region runs from base 226 to 1632 and encodes 468 amino acids. The transcript is spliced from 13 exons. The record is from RefSeq and is a predicted model, not a curated record. Gene Ontology annotation, biological process: endocytosis.
AAGAAGAAGAAGAAGAAGAAGAAGAAGAAGAAGAAGAAGAAGAAGAAGAAGAAGAAGAAGAGACGCUCCACGGACUGAACCGGGGAAAGUUGUUUCCUGAACUCUUGGUGCAGUUGUGUUGAAGGCCGCCACUGCUGCACUUCACACAGGAAAAGGAAGACGGAUGCGGGCGAAGGGAAGAAUAUCGAAACGAAAGGAAAAUAUCGAGAUAAAUGACGUGAAACCAUGGAAGUGUCGGACACGGCAGCAUCGCGCAAUGAGGAGAUCAAUGUAGAAGCUGAAACAGACCUGCAGAUGCAGCUAAUCGAGUGUCGAGCUCAGCUGGAACACUGGCAGGGUGUGGCGAGGAUCUGCGAGCUUGGCAAACAGGAGGAGCUGCAGGAACUGCAAAAACAAUGCGACCAGGAGAUUCAGUCCUUGCAGGAAGCUCUGAGAGAAACAGUUGCUCAGUAUGAUGCUAGAAUAUCUGUUCUGCUGUCAGAACGAGCACAGUGGAGGAGAGCCGCCUCGCCCAAGGAGACUAAGGGGAUCUCUAAAAAGGGCAAGGUGGAGGGUACCUCUCCUCCACAGGGUGCUGACCAUGAGGGCUCAGGGUCAGACUCUGAUCCACUGGAGCUGUUGGCAGAGACAUCAGAUACAGAGACAACAGGCCUUAUGAUGGACUACUUUCCCCAGCACUGUGACUCGGCCUCCCAGUCUUCUUUCUCUCUGGACACACCCUCUUUGCCCCGACAUCCGCCCCCUCAAGAUGACACCGCCUCCCUGGUGUCCACAGGAACAUUAGUGCCUGAAGCGAUCUACCUGCCACCACCGGGGCACAGACUGGUUACGCAUUCAGACUGGGACAAAUUGCAAGCACAACUUGUAGAGCUUCAAGAGGAGGUGACAGAGCUUCAAAAGCAGAAAGCUGAGCUGGAGAGAGAACUGGAUGUGCAAAGCACAGAGACACAAAAACGGUUGUCAGUGCUUCAGUCUCAGGUGCAAACAUCUGAGACCCUUCUUCAAGACCUACAGAAAUCUUUUAGCCAGUCACAAAAUGCCGUUCAGAGCAGAUUGGCAGAGCUGUCUUACUCUCAGAAGAAAGUUUGUAAUGAACUCUCCAAGUUGAAAGGUGAAGACACUGAUGUGGAUGAAAAUAGCCUUCCACCGCACAGUCCAACACUAGAGGCAGCUCACUGUGAGGAGAGGCUUCGUAUUGAAAUAGUCAACCUACAGGAACAGCUGGAGACACGCACAGAAGAGAGCGAAAUUUUAGAAGUUAAGCUUGCCAGCCUGACAGUAGAGACAGACCGCAUACAGGUCCAAAAGGAAAAGUUGGAGGCUGAGCUGCAGGAGUGUCGUGUGGAGGUGAAAGGUCUGCGAGUGGCGCUUUCUCACCUUCAGAAGGAGAACAAAUCUCACAUCCAGGAGAAGGCAGCAUUACAGCAGCAGUGUUUAGAGUGUCGCAGUCAGGUGGUCAGUCUGCGCUCUCAACUAGACACUAGUCAAGCUGUGCAGAAGGAUUUUGUGCAGCUGUCGCAGUCACUGCAGGUGAAAUUGGAACAGAUUCGCCAAGCAGAAUCUUUAAACCAAGUGAAGCACAUUCUAGGGGAGGAGCUUGAAGACACCAAUUUAGCUGCUGAUGCCACAUGAAACAAUAUAAGAAUAGGUGACAUUUUGGCCAACCAAAGGGAAGAGACUCUGGUGGGCAAGGAGGUGGUCCUCAGAAAGGGCCAAGCUGAGGUGGGCUGCCUACAUA